AUGUCGCUUAUCCCGUUAAUUUGCGAGCACAGACUCGGUCGUAGACCUGAGGGGUAUCAGCUCGUUCCACACGAUUUUUUCAAGCCAUGGGAAAGUGUUUUCAAGCAGCUACAACAACUUACAACCGACAUGAACGAAUUGGGAUUGAAAGAUACUUCGAUUUCUUCGGACACCGAGAAAUUUCAAGUAAGUGUGGACGUACAGCAUUUCUCACCGGACGAAAUAAGCGUAAAAGUUGUUAACGGCUUCAUCAUCGUGGAAGGAAACCAUGAAGAGAGAAGAGAUGAACACGGAUUCGUCUCGAGAAAAUUCGUCCGCAGGUACCCAUUGCCAAAGGGAUGUUUGCCAGAUACUGUAAAAUCAAAACUAUCAUCGGAUGGUGUUUUAACCGUUAUCGCGCCAAAAAUCCUACCAAUGCCCUCAACAGGUGAACGCAUCGUGCCAAUUAUCCAAACUGGUCCUGUUAAAAAACAAAUAAGUGAA
This is a messenger RNA of Brenthis ino (lesser marbled fritillary), 483 nucleotides long. The record is from the annotation of a GenBank genome assembly. NCBI's taxonomy places the organism in Eukaryota, Metazoa, Arthropoda, Insecta, Lepidoptera, Nymphalidae.